AUCGGUUACGAACCGCUCACAAAGCCGCUCUCGAGGCGUGGUUGUUUCAUGGACCGAGAUCAUCGAUCCACGUCGUCAGGGCGCCUGGUCACGAUGGAGCCGUAAACGCAUCGGUCGAGACCUUCCUGUGCUUUUGGUGUGUCUGUGCCGCUGGUUGCCAUGGCGCUGCACCGAGGUCAUUCCAUCAAUGCCGACAGUGAAGAAGAGGAGGAAACCGCAGCCCUCCUGAAGAGUCCGCUUAAUGAGGAAUCAGCGCUGCCCCUGCGCUGCUGCUCUGUGCGCUGCAACCUGGCUGUGCUCAUGUUCCUGGGCUUUGCUGUGGUCUACGGGCUGCGGGUGAAUCUGAGCGUCGCCAUGGUUGCCAUGGUCAAUGGCACCGAUGCCGAGCCAAGCGGCAACAGGUCCUCGGCAGAUCAGUGUCCCCACAUCGGCCCCAGUGUGAACCGCAGCAUCGACCCGGAGCAGUCGGACGGGGCUCCCCGUUACCCGUGGGAUUCAGCCACCCAGGGCUUCUUGCAGGGGGCGUUCUUCUUCGGCUACCUGUUAACCCAGAUCCCGGGGGGUUACCUGGCCGGGCACCUUGGCGGGCGGUUGUUCUUGGGUGGGGGGGUGCUGGGCACAGCGGCGCUCACCCUCCUUACCCCGCUGGCCGCUAAGCUUGGGGUUCCCUGGCUCUUUGCCCUUCGUGCCCUUGAGGGCUUCGGGGAGGGUGUGACGUUUCCUGCGAUGAUGGCGAUGUGGGCUCGUUGGGCUCCGCCCCUCGAGAGGUCCCGUCUCAUAAGCUUCUCAGGGGCGGGGUCUAAUUUUGGCGCCUUUGUGGCCCUACCCCUUACCGGCUUCAUCUGCCACACGCUCGGGUGGCCAGCGGUCUUCUACUGCUGUGGGGCUGCCGGCUGUCUGUGGUCGGUGUUCUGGUUCCUCCUGGUGUCAGACGAGCCCCGGUCUCAUCCGCGGAUUAGCGUCCAAGAGCGGGAUUACAUCACCGGCUCCAUCGGUUCGCAGGGCCGGGCCCACGGCUGGUCGUUGCCCCUGCUGCCCAUGCUGCUCUCCGUGCCCCUGUGGGCAAUCAUCAUCUCACAGAUGUGCUCCAACUGGAGCUACUACACCCUGCUGACCUCGCUGCCCACCUACAUGGACUCCGUGCUGCACUUUGACCUGCGCCAGAACGGCUUCCUCUCCGCCUUGCCCUACCUUGGUGGCUGGCUCUUCUCCGUCGGCUCUGGCGUGGUGGCCGACUGCAUCCUGGAGAGGGAGCUGCUGAGCAUCACAGCCGUCCGCAAGAUCUUUACCCUCACAGGGCUCCUCCUCCCUGCCGCGUUCCUCGCUGCCGUGGGCUUCGUGGGCUGCAGAGAGUGGCUCGCCGUGACCUUCCUCACGCUGUCCACCAGCCUGGGGGGCACCAGCUCCGCCGGAGUCUUCAUCAACCAGAUUGACAUCGCGCCUCGGUAUGCCGGCGUACUGCUGGGAAUCACAAACACGUUUGGCACCGUGCCCGGCGUCGUCGCACCCAUUGCCGUCGGCUACUUCACUAAAGACCCACAGCGCCCUCUAGCGGGCUGGAGGAAUGUAUUCAUCGUGUCGGCCAUAGUGAGUGCAGCCGGCGCUCUCGUCUUCACCCUUUUCGGCUCAGGGAAGGUACAGAGCUGGGCGCUGGAGGAGGACGAGGCUGACGCAAAGACGGACGGUCCAACGGUGGACUCGCCCUCGGUGACCCCCUAGAGGAGCUGGACACACACUGCCAAAUGGAGUCCCUACCGUUUCCAUGUAUUAGUUUAGUCGAUGCCUUUCUCCAAAGCGACUUCCCAUUAUUUACCCAUUUAUCCAGCAGUAUAAUUUUAGUGGAGCAAUUUAGGGUAAGUACUUUGCUCAAGGGUACUACAGCUGGAGGAGGGGAUCGAACCCCUGAUCUUUGGAUCCUAAGGCAGCAGCUCUAACCACUACGCUACCAGCUGUCCCAGGACUUCCACGGAAAUCUCAUCUCCAGUCCUAGCAGGUUAUUUCAGGAAGGUACAUUCCAGCAGCGAACAGCCAACACGAGCUUCCAGCAGCGAUGGUCACAGCCACCUUUCCGUGUCAGUGUCAUCGUAACGGUGCCACUUGUGUCACUUUUUGUCAGUGCCUCAGAGCAGAAGUGCCUAAAAUUUGGGGUUGCCAGCAAUGACUUAAAAAAAAAAAAAUGUAGAACAGCACAAAAAG
Messenger RNA from Scleropages formosus (Asian bonytongue), 2196 nucleotides. Its product is annotated as sialin. Bases 160 to 1719 code for a protein of 519 amino acids. Gene Ontology annotation, molecular function: transmembrane transporter activity. Gene Ontology annotation, cellular component: apical plasma membrane. NCBI's taxonomy places the organism in Eukaryota, Metazoa, Chordata, Actinopteri, Osteoglossiformes, Osteoglossidae. The record is from RefSeq and is a predicted model, not a curated record. Gene Ontology annotation, biological process: transmembrane transport; monoatomic anion transport. The transcript has 11 exons.